AAGCCAGAGAGCAACAGGCUGUUUGAGGCUGGAUGCUGCUGCCUGGAGAGAUAAGUGAUCAGUGAUCGUUCAUCCUGAGCGUCAGACUGUGAGACUCUCUCUGGGCUGUUCCUUCCUCUGUGGUGGACUCCACUUUUCUCUCCUCUGGUUCCUUGCAAUUCUCUGCCUGUGAUUUCCCUCAACUGCAACCAUGACUCUGACCCUGGCCACAGCGUUCGCCAGGCGCUGGUGGAUGGCAGUGACGGCCAUCAUUGAGAAUCUUCUCUUCUCCGCCGUGCUGUUGGGAUGGGGAUCCCUCCUCAUCAUGCUGAAGUCAGAAGGUUUCUACUCUUACCUUUGCAACGAGGAAGGCAACAGUUCCAGCCACUCCAAUCUGUCCCUACCCCUUGCAACGCCGACAACCAAUGACUAUUACUACUAUGACAAUGAUGCUGGUGUGGUUGGUCUGGGAGACGGAGUGGAGAUGAGGCCCCUGGUGCCUUUGGAUGGGCCCCUGAAAAUGAACGGCUGGCUGAUUUGUAAAGAACAGGAUGAGAUGCUGAACCUGGCGUUCACAGUCGGCUCCUUCCUGCUCUCGGCGAUCACCCUGCCGCUGGGGAUUGUCAUGGAUAAAUACGGGCCUCGCAAUCUAAGACUGCUGGGCAGCGUGUGUUUUGCAUUCUCCUGUUUACUCAUUGCUUAUGGGUCCUACAAUCCAAAUGAACUGUCGGUCCUUAUCUUCAUUGCCCUCACUUUCAAUGGCUUUGGGGGCAUGUGUAUGACCUUCACCUCUCUCACGCUUCCUAACAUGUUUGGGGACCUCCGUUCUACCUUCAUCGCCCUGAUGAUUGGCUCCUAUGCCUCGUCCGCUGUCACCUUCCCUGGUGUCAAGGUUAUCUACGACCUUGGCAUACCCUUCAUCACUAUCCUGGUGGUGUGGGCUGCCUGUGCUGGACUGGUCUUCUUGAACUGCUUCAUGAACUGGCCACUGGAGCCGUUCCCAUCACCAGAGGACAUGGACUACACUGUGAAGAUCAAGUUCAGCUGGCUGGGCUUUGACCAUAAAAUCACCGGGAAGCAGUUCUACAAACAAGUGACCACAGUGGGCCAGCGUCUCAGUGUGGGCAACAGCAUCAAGCAGAAGGAGCUGGCCACAACGGACGGCAACAAGCUCUGCCUCUCGACCAUGGACCUGGAAUUGAAGGGCAAAGAAGAGUCCCAGUCCUUCUUGAAAACCAUCUCCAGCACAAUGUUCAUGCUCAGUCUGGUGACCAUGUGCGUCACUCAGCUCCGUCUCUUGUUCUACAUGGGAGCCAUGAACAGUGUCCUGGAGUCCCUCAGUGAUGGAGACCUCAACACAGUGGGUCUGUACUCCUCCAUCUUCGGCAUCAUGCAGCUGCUUUGCUUGAUGACCACUCCUGUGAUUGGUCAGAUCAUGGACUGGAAGCUAAAGGAAUGUGUUGAUGGAGAGGACGAAAAGGAGCCCUGCAACAACGGGGAGAAGAAGAAAAAGCGCAGAGACAAAAAGACCCAGAAGGUGACCAAUGCCUUGCGAGCUUUCGUCCUCACAAACCUCCUUUUAGUAGGGUUUGGGAUCACCAGUCUGAUACCCAAUCUCCCCCUGCAGAUUGUCUCAUUUGUUUUACACACUGUGGUGAGAGGAUUCAUUCACUCUGCUGUUGGUGGUCUCUAUGCUGCUGUGUACCCCUCCUCUCAGUUUGGCAGUCUAACGGGCAUGCAGUCCCUGGUCAGUGCUGUGUUUUCUUUACUGCAGCAACCCCUGUUUCUGGCGAUGAUGGGACCCCUGGAGGGAGACCCGUUCUGGGUCAAUAUUUUACUCCUCGGUAUUAGCAUGCUGGGCUUCUUGCUGCCUCUCUACCUGGUGUGCUACAGACGGACACUCCACAAAGAGCAGCUGCAGCGAGAGGACGACGCAAAGAUCUACUUAAGAAUCAAUGACAGCGACAUACCUGAGGCCUACGUCUAGAGAAAAGGACAGCAGAUGAUGAAAAAAAUAUUUUUUACUGACAAACAUUUGCAGCCCAGUAAUACGUGCAUACAUACACAUGCGAAAGGACAACUACAAAUCUAUUUAGAAUAUAACAUUUCAACGUAACAUUGUAGUUAAAGGACUACAACAGGUACACAUACAAACAGACUGACGCAUAUUUCAAAAUCCCAUGAAGAUAAAGUGAUGCUGCAGUCAUCAAACUAACAAUUCAGUUGGACAGUCGCUUUGGAGGACAGUGGAGGGAAAAAGACAAAACAAGAGGAAAGACUGUGAAAGGAAAGAGGCAUAAGUCCUCUGUAUUCCCCCCAAUCCUCUGACUUCUCUUUUUAUUCCCUCUUCUCUGAGCGGCACAUUGGUGAAGAGUGCUUUAAUUUAAUUCUUCAUUCUCGAAAAUGAAGGAGUUUAAGCUCAUGAAUAUCCCCCCGUGACUCCAUCAAGACAGCUUAUUGUCAGCAUUAUUUGUGAGUGAUUCCAAUUCUUCUUCUUCAAACAUUUUUGGUUAAUAUGUUGACUUUAAAUCAUCCUGAUUGUAAAUUCCAUAACUUGGUGCUACCUGUCUUUACAUCAGCUGGAAUUCUUUGGUAGACGGUGUGAGAUAAGUGUGGACUAAAUGGCAUCCAUAAGCGACAGCAUGGAGAGGCUGAUGUUUCUCAGGCGAAUAGAAAAGACACUCAUCACUUAUGCAUCUAUUUAUAGUAAACCACUGCUGUAGCUGCUGGAGAACCGGAGGAAUGUCAUUAUUUUAUGGGCUGUAUAUUUUGUAAGAACGACUUUAAACAAACUGCGGUAUGUUUUGCUAAAGGCAAAUGUUAUUGUACGUUUAGAGUAUUUAUUUUAUUGCCUGCUUUAUUUAGUUUUCUUUUUUUAAGUUCAGUUUACCAGGAUGCCUUUCGAAUUCACCUCCAUUUAAAAGAGAAAAAACAUUUUUUACACAUAUCGGUAAAAAUGUUUUUCCCUUUCUCCAUUAAGUUUAUCAUUCAGAUGCCUUAUCUUAAAGUUAAGUCAAUGUUUCUUUAUACCUACUUUUCAGCACUUUAUACUCUGUUUAUCUUUUUUAAUUCCACACACACCAUCUCAUUUCAGCACUUCUCUCCUGAUGCCUCUCUAGAAGAAUAUCCCACUUUGAUUUUGAGCUCCUCCUCCCUUCACAUGUGUAUUUAUUUCAUUUUACACUCAUUUUUCCAUAAUACAUUUCAUCGUGUAUUUAAAAUGUGCUGAGCAGGAAACAUGUCAUUAUGGCUCAUAUGGUGUUGUUCGCAUAGAGCUAGAUUAUGUAGAGAUGUUCGUUUUGCAGGUGUUCCUGUUUUAAAAUGGAAAAGCUGUGGGGUUUAAUAAAGAUGAGUUGAUAUCUUU
Messenger RNA from Eleginops maclovinus (Patagonian blennie), 3343 nucleotides. It is a transcript of the gene slc43a2b, whose product is annotated as solute carrier family 43 member 2b. Gene Ontology annotation, biological process: transmembrane transport; neutral amino acid transport. Gene Ontology annotation, molecular function: neutral L-amino acid transmembrane transporter activity; L-amino acid transmembrane transporter activity. Bases 191 to 1966 code for a protein of 591 amino acids. The record is from RefSeq and is a predicted model, not a curated record. The transcript is spliced from 14 exons. Lineage: Eukaryota; Metazoa; Chordata; Actinopteri; Perciformes; Eleginopidae.